AUGGCAGCACACGAGAAUAUGGGCGUCGACCCCGAUCCGCAGCCCAGGGUCAGCGAAGCCAAGGCAUCGCAUGCCGACAUGACGGCCGGCCGCUACCUCGCGACCCGGUUCAGCACCUUGAAGCCGCCGAUGCUGGCGGCGCCGAACCCCUGGCGUCUUGUGAGGAUGCUGAACCGCCACCAAUGGGCCUUUUUCGGCGUGGCCUUUGCCGCCUGGACGUGGGAUGCUUUCGACUUCUUCACCGUUUCCCUGACCGUUACGCAACUGGCCAAGGAGUUUGGCAAGACGAAGACGGACAUCACGUGGGGCAUCACGCUGGUGCUCAUGUUCCGUUCUGUGGGCUCCGUCAUCUUUGGUAUCGCCGCAGAUCGAUACGGUCGCAAGUGGCCGUUUGUCGUCAAUAACCUGCUAUUCGUCGUUCUUGAGCUGGGAACCGGCUUCUGCCAGACGUAUCGGCAAUUCCUGGUAUGCCGUGCGCUGUUUGGCGUCGCCAUGGGCGGCCUCUACGGUAAUGCGGCUGCCACGGCGCUGGAGGAUGUCCCUGAAGCGGCCCGCGGCCUCAUGAGCGGUAUCCUACAACAAGGUUACGCCUUUGGAUACCUGCUCGCUACAGCCUUUGCCAGGGGCCUCGUCGACACGACGCCUCACGGUUGGCGCCCGCUCUUCUGGUUCGGAGCCUGCCCGCCUGUGCUGUUCAUCAUGUGGCGACUCAUGCUGCCCGAGACGCAGACGUUUCUCGCCCACAAGCGCCUGCGCGAACACGCCGCCCACCAGCACGAGGCCGCAGCCAGCGCCGACGGCUCCCCGCACCGGUCUGUGACGUCGACCUUCCUCCAGGAGGGCAAGGUCGCGCUGGUCCGUCACUGGAAGGUCCUCAGCUACCUCGUGCUCCUCAUGGCCGGCUUCAACUUCAUGUCUCACGGCUCGCAGGACCUGUACCCGACCAUGCUCAGGAACCAGUUUGAGUUCUCGGCGGACCUCGUCACCGUCACCCAGGUCGUGGCCAAUCUCGGCGCCAUGCUCGGCGGCAGCACCGUGGGCUACUGCUCGCAGAUCUUCGGCCGCCGCUUCAGCAUCCUCUGCUGCUGCGUCAUGGGCGGCGCCAUGCUGUACCCCUACACCUUUGUCUCGAACCCGCGCGUCAUGGCCGCCGCCUUCUUCAUGCAGUUCGCCGUCCAGGGCGCCUGGGGCGUCAUCCCCAUCCACCUCAUGGAGCUCAGCCCCGGCGCCUUCCGGACCUUUGUCGUCGGCACGGCCUACCAGCUCGGCAACCUCGCGUCGAGCGCCAGCUCGACCAUCGAGUCGCGCCUCGGCGAGAACUUUCCCCUGGCGCCCACGGCCAAGGGCGAGACGCGCUACGACUACGGCCGCGUCAUUUGCAUCUUCAUGGGCUGCGUCUUCGCCUAUGUCAUUGUGCUGACCAUCCUGGGACCCGAGCGCCUGCGCCGGAGCUUUGACGUCGAGGACGACGACGAUGCGCGCGAGGUCGCCGGCAUGGAGACCAUUGGCGGCGCGGGGCGCGAGAGGGUGCUGGGCGAUGAGGAGACGGGCCACCAGGAGAAGAGCGCUGUGCAUCGCGAGUAG
Messenger RNA from Verticillium dahliae VdLs.17, 1584 nucleotides. Its product is annotated as sugar transporter family protein. The transcript is spliced from 4 exons. Gene Ontology annotation, molecular function: secondary active monocarboxylate transmembrane transporter activity. NCBI's taxonomy places the organism in Eukaryota, Fungi, Ascomycota, Sordariomycetes, Glomerellales, Plectosphaerellaceae. Gene Ontology annotation, biological process: plasma membrane lactate transport. Gene Ontology annotation, cellular component: plasma membrane. The record is from RefSeq and is a predicted model, not a curated record. Bases 1 to 1584 code for a protein of 527 amino acids.